This is a messenger RNA of Salvia miltiorrhiza (redroot sage), 2105 nucleotides long. Its product is annotated as leucine-rich repeat receptor-like serine/threonine/tyrosine-protein kinase SOBIR1. Lineage: Eukaryota; Viridiplantae; Streptophyta; Magnoliopsida; Lamiales; Lamiaceae. The transcript has a single exon. Gene Ontology annotation, biological process: protein phosphorylation. The record is from RefSeq and is a predicted model, not a curated record. The coding region runs from base 1 to 1914 and encodes 637 amino acids. Gene Ontology annotation, molecular function: protein kinase activity; protein binding; ATP binding.
AUGGCACUACCUCGCCAUGAAUCCUCUCUCUUUCUCCUCUGUUUCUUCACAUUGACUAUCAUUGCUCAAUCAAAACUCAGUCUUCUCCCCUCUGACCAUGAGGCCCUCUUGCAGAUACAAAACGACUUAGGCAUCAAGCCUACUCCGGCAGGCGAUCUCUGCGAUUCCGCCGGAGUUCUCUGCGAACGACGAAUCGUUAAUGAUUCGUACGUUCUUAGAGUUGUUGGGAUUGUCAUCGAAUCCCAACAGCUCAAUGGAAAAAUAUCUCCAGCUAUCGGCCAGCUCUCUGAGCUGAAAGAAGUUUCGUUACAAAACAACCAGAUUUCUGAUCAAAUCCCGCCUCAAAUCAUCCACUGCCAGAAACUCAAGGUGCUGAACCUCGGGAACAAUCUGUUCUCCGGCAAACUCCCGGCCGGAUUUUCGUCGUUGGUUCGCCUCCGGAUCCUGGAUUUGUCCUCAAACAAGUUUGCAGGGAACUUGAAAUUCUUGAAGCAGUUCCCCAACCUGGAAAAGCUCAAUCUUGCAAACAACAUGUUUGAAGGGAAAGUGCCGGCUUCGUUGACAGCGUUUCGGAAUCUCAAGUUCAUCAACAUCUCGGGCAACAGUUUGCUCGAGGGCCCGGUUCCUUCGAUGAAUGAUCAGCUUGAGCAGUACUUGUCUGCAGAUUUGGCUGAGGAGGAGAGCAUCCCGAAACGGUAUGUGUUUGCGGAGAGAAACCAAUCCAAUCCGGCCAUGGCGCCUUCUUCUUGGAGCAUGGCUAAUGCUCAAGCCCCAUCACCAUCAGCAACAACUGCAAAUAACAAGCAGAAGAACAAGAACAAGACGAAGAAAGUGAAGGAGUGGGUUCUUGGAUUUAUGGCUGGGAUUCUAGCAGGCUGUCUGUCUGGAUUGGUAUUCUCCAUGGUUUUCAAGCUGUUGCUGCGCUUAAUCCGAGCACACACAAAAGACACGAGCUUGAAGAUUUUCAGCGCGAUGAUCAAGAAGCCCGAGGACUUGGCGUUUCUGGAAAAUGAUGAUGGAUUACAAUCACUUGAUAUUAUAGGGAGAGGUGGCUGUGGGGAAGUUUACAGAGCUGCUUUACCUGGAAGUGACGGGAAGGAAAUCGCGAUCAAGAAGAUAGUUCAACUGCCUUCAGAUGCAGAGGGCGGGGUGAAUGAAGAAGACAGCAAGCUGUUAAACAAGAAAAUGCGGCAGAUUAGGUCUGAGAUUCAAACCAUGGGCCAAAUCCGCCACCGGAAUUUGCUCUCCCUGCUAGCUUAUCUGCCACGGCCCAAUUGCCAUUACCUGGUGUAUGAGUACAUGAAGAAUGGCAGCCUGCAAGACUAUAUGAAAUUAGUAUCAGAAGGAAAACGAGAAUUGGAUUGGGCGGCACGAUACAAGAUCGCAGUAGGGGUGGCAGCAGGGCUGGAGUACCUUCAUAUGCAUCACAACCCUCGCAUUAUCCACAGAGACUUGAAACCUGCAAACGUGCUGCUGGAUGACGAGAUGGAAGCCCGAAUUGCAGAUUUCGGGCUGGCAAAAGCUGUCCCUGAAGCUCACACUCAUGUCACGACCUCAAACGUGGCAGGAACAGUGGGGUACAUAGCUCCUGAGUAUUACCAGACUUUCAAGUUCACAGAGAAGUGCGAUAUUUACAGCUUCGGGGUGUUGCUAGGCGGGAUGGUCAUCGGAAAGAUGCCAUCCGAUGAGUUCUUCCAGCACACGGAUGAGAUGGGAUUGGUGAAAUGGAUGAGGAAUGUGAUGACUUCAGAGGACCCUAAAAGGGCGAUUGAUCCAAACUUGCUGGGAAGCGGCAAUGAGGAGCAGAUGCUCUUAGUUCUCAAGGUUGCCUGCUUCUGCACUCUGGAUAAUCCUAAGGAGAGGCCAAACAGUAAGGAUGCUCGAUGCAUGCUAUCACAGAUAAAGACUGAUUGAUGCGAGAGAAACUGAAUUAGCUGUCAGUUUAUCACUAGAGAUGCAUAUUAAGAAGAUUGCAAUCUGUCCGGUGUAAAAUGUGUUAAAUUCCUUUUCUAGGUUCUGCUUAUCAGUAUUGUUUGACAUGUUCAUGUACUAUAAUGGUCAAGUCCUUUAUCUAAGCAAUUUAUUUAUUGGUAACAUGUUACAAA